CUGCGAACGACAACUCCUCAGCCUUAGUGAUCUCCCAUAUGCAGUUGAAUUCUUUGAGCCUCGACUCCAGCUGACCUUAAAUACCGCCAUAAGACACGUCUCAAUAUUGCCUACCUGACGUUUGUCUUUUCUCAUUCAACGCUCACUUGGCCCGUCAGCCGACCCCUCCACCCCGUGGUGCGCUCUGGAGAUGCAUCAACAACAAGCUGCCGACUCCUGGUAUUGAACAAUUCAUACCAGCAUCCAGCCGUGUUGCCGAGCCCUCCUCCUGAUCAAAUCCGUACAUACUUCGAUUCGCCUACAAACGACCCACCUGUUUACGAACGUUCGUCUUGCGCUCUUUCCAUCAUGACGUCCGCUAUAAACGAUGACGAAUUGUCAAUAUCCCUCCCUCAACAUGAUCAGUCUCGGUCAAAGCCCAACCUGCCUCCUGUGGUCUCGCCUCCUGCACGACCGAGCCUUAGUCAGACACCGAUAGCAGAAUCCCCAGCCACUGCUCGAGCUAUGAAUCGGCUACAUCAAUACAGCUUUGUGCGCAACAUUGGGGAGGGCUCGUUUGGCAAGGUUAAGCUGGCAAGGCACAAAAUUACUGGUCAAGAAGUUGCCAUGAAGACAAUCAAUCGCAGAAAACUGAUAAGCCGAGACAUGGCGGGUCGUAUCGAAAGAGAGAUACAAUACUUACAGCUACUGCGCCAUCCACACAUUAUCAAACUGUAUACAGUCAUCACGACCAAGACCGACAUCUACAUGGUUCUCGAAUAUGUGCCCAUGGAGUUGUUUGAUUACAUUGUCAAACACGGUCGAUUGGGAGAAGCAAAGGCUCGAAGGCUCUUCCAACAAAUCAUAUGUGCUGUCGAAUACUGCCACCGACACAAGAUCGUGCACAGAGAUCUGAAGCCGGAGAACCUCCUACUAGACAAGAACAUGAAUGUCAAGAUUGCAGAUUUCGGCUUGAGCAACAUCAUGACGGAUGGCAACUUUCUCAAGACGAGUUGUGGUAGUCCGAACUAUGCAGCACCUGAAGUUAUUGGCGGAAAGUUGUAUGCAGGCCCGGAAGUCGACGUUUGGUCUUGUGGAGUCAUUCUCUAUGUAUUCCUUGUUGGUCGCCUCCCUUUCGACGAUGAGUUUAUUCCCGCUCUCUUCAAGAAGAUCCAAGCCGGAACAUUCCAUAUCCCCUCUCAAACACCACCCGGUGCGGUAAACCUCAUCAAGCGCUGCUUGCAAGUCCACCCCGUUCAUCGUAUCACGAUUCCUGAAAUUCGACAAGAUGAAUGGUUCAAGAAGGAUCUUCCAGCUUACUUAGUGGAGCCGGUGGAAGAAUUUCUCGAUACAGGCGUCGACCCCUCCAAGGCUAUUGAUCCUCGCCAGCUGGCUCCAGGAAAGCCGCCCGAGGUUGUGGAACGAAUCCACGAGCAAGUCAUCGGUAAGCUCGGUCGUACGAUGGGGUAUGCUAAAGAAGAUGUCAAGGAUGCUUUGAGCAAAGACGAGCCAAGUGCUAUCAAAGAUGCCUAUCUUAUUGUCCGGGAGAACCAAUUGAUGGUCGAAACAUCGGAAUUUCGUGCCCAGAAUCCUGAUCUCGAAUCAUUCAUGGCUUCGUCUCCUCCUGGAGAACCCAACUUUCCUAUUCUCACCGGAUCGCCCAUGGCCAAUGGCCGGAAUUUUGGAGACGAUGUGAAGCCCCUGACACCUACCAACGGCGAAGGGCAUCGUACGAGUCGCGCAAUGUCAGAGACACCGUCAAUUCAGAAAGAGGAAGAGAAGCCUCGUAUCUCGAAUGUUCGAGUCUUGAAUACGUCACUGCCGCAUGUCCAUGAAGAGCUGCUCCAGAUCCGGGACAAGGCUAAGGCGAGAGGAGAUGACCCGGAUAUGAUCCUGCAUCCUUCUCAAGAUCCAAACAAAGAUGAUGCCGAGAGCCCAAUUCCCGAAGAAAUCAAAGACGAACAAGGAAACCCAAUCUACCGUUCUAAAGAAGAGCAAGAAGCGACGUCGCGGGCACUCAAGCCGCACUCGAGAUCCGUCACUGCCCUCAACAGUCUGCGGGAGCCCAAACCUCGCCCAGAAGGCAUGACUGCUAUACCGCCAGACGAGAAAGAUAAACGACCUUCAACGUCGAGAUCCAAACCGCGUAAAUGGCAAUUUGGCAUUCGGUCGCGUAACGCGCCUUACGAAGCCAUGAAGUGCCUUUACUCGGCUCUUAAAGCCCAAGGGGCCGAAUGGGAGGUCAAUCCUUGGCUCAAGGUACAAGUCGAAGGUGCUGACGGCGAGGACGAACAAGACAAGGGUCCAGCACCGCCGGUUGAACUAGGGCCAGGUGAACGUCAUGCCAUUCUCCAGCAGAAAUAUUCAUGGCUGAAAGAUGACUACUACGUGCCUCGCGACCCCUGGAACAUCCGAGCUCGUGUACUGAAGAAAGGCAUGCUAAUGCCAGGCGAAGCUCCUUCUAUUUCGGCCCACAGUUCUGCUGUCAGUCUGCCCGCAGAGCCUCAAAAUCAGCUCAAGAAGCAUAUUGAGCAGCUCGGCGGGUAUGCGUCGGACGAUGUGGCAAAAGCUCUUGGUAUCAAGAAUGGUGAUAUACCAGGGUCAUCAAAAUCCCCCCAUGGCAGUGCUCAAAGCACCAGACCUAGCACGAGCAUGGGCGACCUUGGGACCCAAGGACAAGAAUCAUACACGGGGCCGGGACAGCAUGCCGUGAGAAAUGACAGCCAAUCCACGUUGAACAAGAAGCUCCCCAGCGAGAAUAUAGCAGUCUGGGUAUUUAUCGACAUUCAGUUGUACACGCUUGAAAGCGGGACUUAUGUGGUCGAUUUCAAAUGUGACGGCUACCAAAAUGCCAUCUGGCACGAUUUGAAGAAGGACAAAGAUCGUAUCAAGACUCCCAAUAGCGGUAGCAACGUCGCCAGUCCCUCUAACAGCCGGCCCACAAGUGGAUUUUCCGAAAAUCAUCGUACUGGGUCUGAGCAAUGGGACGAAGGAGCACCAGAAGGGUACUGGAAACCUGUGAGCAAACGAUAUAGGAAUGUUGAGAAGGAAAUCUCCAGUCCCUAUCCGUACCUUGACGUGGCCAGUGACCUGGUUGCUCAAUUGUGGGGUGGCAAUACCUAAAGUGUGGUGAUGAUGAUUUUCAUGUAUGAUUUGUUUGAUACCAACUCACGGGCGAAGGACGGUCUAUGCAAGGGAGUCGACGUAUGGCUCUAUGGUUGGGUUAGGAGUUUGGGGUUUUGUUUUCCCAAGUUCGGCGGCAUUUGAAUGGAGUUGAUCCUGACUCUUGAACAUGCAAAGGGAAAAUUGCACGACUGAAUCAAAACCAUGGGAUAUGCCUAGCAGAAUCUGAGGGCAGCAAGUAUAUUUACGAAGCUCUGCCAGGAAGGAAUGAAUCCAUGUAGUUCUUGAUAGAACCAAUGAUGAAUGACAUGAACGUUUAGA
Molecule: messenger RNA, 3423 nt
Organism: Exophiala oligosperma
Lineage: Eukaryota; Fungi; Ascomycota; Eurotiomycetes; Chaetothyriales; Herpotrichiellaceae
Exons: 2
Coding region: 349-3102 (917 amino acids)
Biological process (GO): intracellular signal transduction; protein phosphorylation
Cellular component (GO): cytoplasm
Molecular function (GO): ATP binding; protein serine/threonine kinase activity
Source: RefSeq, a predicted model, not a curated record